GCCCCGACAAGACAACCUCUUAAAAACAACAAUUCCCCAAUCUUAAAAACUCAAAAACCAAAUACACCACCCCACAUAGAGCGCCCAAACUCAAAAUUUUCACAAAAAAAAACACUCUGAAAAUAUGGCGCCAUAUAAAUAUACACACACAUAUCUCUCUUUCAUUCCAUCUUCUUUCUCUUCCCUUUCAAUACACACACACAGAGGAAAAGGAAGAGAAAGAUAGAGUUAUACUGUGUUUGGUUGACGGUAUAAAUUCAUCGUAAGCAAUGGCAGACCAAGGUAAUUCUGUAAGAGUUACACGAUUGGCGAAGAAAAGGGAAGCAGAAGCAAUGGUUAAGCACUUACAACAACCCAACAAGAAGAGAGUUGUUUUGGCUGAGAUUCAAGAUUUGUCAAAUGUUGGUUUUAAUCAGAUUAAGCCUAAAUGUAAGAAGACUACUAAGAGGAAGGUGAAAAGGUCUGUUACUGAAAAAGAUAAGGAAUUUGAUGUUGAUGCUAAAUUGGAUGAUGACCCUCAGAUGUGUAGUGCUUAUGUUUCUGAUGUAUAUCAUUAUCUUCAUCAAAUGGAGAUUGAGAAAAGGAGAAGACCGUUGCCUGAUUACCUUGAGAAGGUUCAAAAGGAUGUGACUGCAAAUAUGAGAGGGGUUUUGGUGGACUGGCUGGUGGAAGUUGCAGGGGAAUACAAACUUUUAGUGGACACAUUGUACCUUACUGUAUCCUACAUCGAUAGAUUCUUAUCAGUGAAUGUCAUCCCUCGGCAAAGACUUCAGCUUUUGGGUGUUUCUUCAAUGCUCAUCGCUGCGAAGUAUGAGGAAAUUAAGCCUCCACAUGCUAAAGACUUUAGUUACAUUACAGCCAAUACAUUUACAAAGAAAGACGUGGUGAAGAUGGAGGCUAGUGUGUUACAAUCCCUCAAAUUUGAAAUGGGUAAUCCCACAACCAAAACAUUUCUCAGAAGAUUUACUAGGGUUGCCCAAGAAGAUUACAAAAGCCCUGAUUUGCAGUUGGAGUUUCUGGGUUACUACCUAGCAGAGUUAAGUUUAUUGGAUUACAACUGUGUGAAAUUCUUGCCUUCUUUGGUAGCCGCUGCUGUGAUAUUCCUUUCAAGGUUCACAUUACUGCCAAAGUCUCAUCCUUGGAGUCCGGCCCUUCAAAGUUGCUCAGGAUAUAGAGCAGCAGAUAUAAAGGAAUGUGUUCUCAUCAUACAUGACUUGCAAUUAAGUAAAAGAGGAAGCACUUUGGCAGCUGUGAGGGACAAAUACAAGCUGCAUAAGUUCAAAUGUGUGUCGACAUUGUGUUCUCCUCUGGAGAUACCAGAUUCUUUCUUCGAAGAUACAAGUUAAUGAUUACUCGGGUAUAUGCUUGGAAAUUGGAAAGGGACGAUACAAAUGAUACUCUGGAGGAGGUGAACUGCCUUCUUGGUGCUGGCUCAUGCUACUUUGAGGACAUCAUUUUAGCAUAUUUGGUAUAAUCUUUAUGAUGUAUGAAAGUUAUAGGUAACUAGUAAGAUAAUAUUGAAACGAUGUAGCUUGGUUUAAAAGUCUCUGCAUGUUUAGAUUAAAGCCAUGGAUAGCAAAAAUUAUGAUUCUGCGUUGUUGUACUCUUGACAUCUUGUAAUAAGCUGGAAAAAACUCCAGAAUACUUACUAGUUAUAUGAAAAGAUAUGAAUGUACACAGUAUUACCUUCA
Messenger RNA from Lycium barbarum (goji berry), 1691 nucleotides. Its product is annotated as G2/mitotic-specific cyclin C13-1-like. The record is from RefSeq and is a predicted model, not a curated record. Gene Ontology annotation, cellular component: cyclin-dependent protein kinase holoenzyme complex; nucleus; cytoplasm. The transcript is spliced from 6 exons. Gene Ontology annotation, biological process: mitotic cell cycle phase transition; regulation of cyclin-dependent protein serine/threonine kinase activity. NCBI's taxonomy places the organism in Eukaryota, Viridiplantae, Streptophyta, Magnoliopsida, Solanales, Solanaceae. Gene Ontology annotation, molecular function: cyclin-dependent protein serine/threonine kinase regulator activity. The coding region runs from base 270 to 1346 and encodes 358 amino acids.